Molecule: messenger RNA, 1492 nt
Organism: Suricata suricatta (meerkat)
Lineage: Eukaryota; Metazoa; Chordata; Mammalia; Carnivora; Herpestidae
Gene: KHK
Product: ketohexokinase
Exons: 8
Coding region: 380-1276 (298 amino acids)
Biological process (GO): fructose metabolic process
Molecular function (GO): ketohexokinase activity
Source: RefSeq, a predicted model, not a curated record
UUUUGCAUUCAGGAGAUUGUCUAGCUGCAAUCUAGAGAGGUUUGAUUUAGUUCCAAGUCUGUCUGGCAAGUGAAGAAACGAGGCCAAGAACUGGGGAAGCGUUGCCAUCUUCUGGGCCACGCCACCUGCUAAGGGGAGCCCGGGGGCCAAGGCUUCGAGGGUCUUCGCUCCCAGGCCCGCUUGACUCGGUGGGCGUGGGGAGCAAGGGCCCUGCUUGGUUCCCUCGAGGCUGCAGAAGGCUCUCUGCGGGGAGGAGCUCAGGACGCAGAGGAGGAGUCAAGCCCGCCCCAGGAACGGGGACCCAAUCCCCUGGGAUAAAAGGCAGAGCCCAGGAGGAACCCCGUCAGCCAGGCGGGCAGAAAGCUCUGGGAGCCGCCUCAUGGAAGACAAGCAGAUCCUGUGCGUGGGGUUAGUGGUGCUGGAUAUCAUCAAUGUGGUGGACAAGUACCCGGAGGAGGACACGGACAGCAGGUGCUUGUCCCAGAGAUGGCAGCGUGGAGGCAAUGCAUCCAACUCCUGCACCGUCCUCUCCCUGCUCGGAGCCCCCUGCGCUUUCAUGGGCUCGCUGGCCCCGGGCCACGUUGCCGAUUUUGUCCUGGAUGACCUCCGCCGAUAUUCUGUGGACCUACGCUACACAGUCUUUCAGACCACGGGCUCUGUCCCCAUCUCCACGGUCAUUGUCAACGAGGCCAGUGGUAGCCGCACCAUCCUCCAUGCCCACAGGAACCUGCCUGAUGUAUCUGCUGCGGACUUUGAUAAGGUUGAUCUGACCCGGUUCAAGUGGAUCCACAUCGAGGGCCGGAAUGCAUCGGAGCAGGUGAAGAUGCUGCAGCGGAUAGACCAGCACAACGCCAGGCAGCCUCCAGGUCAAAAGAUCCGAGUGUCAGUGGAAGUAGAGAAGCCCCGAGAGGAGCUGUUCCCCCUGUUUGGCUAUGGAGACGUGGUGUUUGUCAGCAAAGAUAUGGCCAGGUACUUGGGGUACCAGUCAGCGGUGGAGGCCCUGAUGGGCUUGUAUGGUCGUGUGAGAAAAGGGGCUACGCUGGUCUGCGCCUGGGCUGAGGAGGGUGCUGACGCCCUGGGCCCUGAGAAACAGCUGCUCCACUCGGACGCUUUCCCUCCCCCCCGGGUGGUGGAUACUCUGGGAGCGGGAGACACCUUCAACGCCUCUGUCAUAUUCAGCCUGGCCCAGGGGAAGACGAUGCAGGAAGCCCUGAGAUUUGGCUGCCAGGUGGCUGGCAAGAAGUGUGGCCUGCAGGGCUUUGAUGGCAUCGUGUGAAUGCCCGGUGGUGGCGGCGGGCGCUGUCUUACCCCACCUCCCUCCUUGGAGGCCGGCAUCACCAGCGGCCAUUGCUUUCUCCCCUCCAUCCAGCCUGGCAUCUGGGCUGCCCUGCUCCCUGGGGAGAUGCAGGCCGUGGGAGGGCUCCCAGCUGUGUCCUGGUGUCCCUACACGCUGCUCAGGCACAGGAAAUAAAUCUGCCUUAGAGCCAGCUUC